AGUUACAUAAACAACUUUUCCGAGUUACAUGUUAACAUAUUCAAAAGAGAUAAGAUUUAUGUGGGAAGAUUUAUCAUUACGUUGUAAAUAUUCGUGAACUGUACACCUCUGCGUCUUAUCUUGACACGUGCAGCAAAUUCCAGUGGAAUUUACAAGAGGUUUUAUGGGUGUUUUCAUUAUUCAAGUGGUAGUUUGACGUGGAUGGUGCAUCAUCAGUGGGACAAGACACGAGAAUCUGAUCAGAUCUCUGUGGACUUUGAAAAGCGUCCUUAUAAGAGCAGGAAACAUUUCAAAAUACGACGCUGUCUUAGUAAACAAAAGUGUGUUUUCCCAGCAACCACCGGCACCUGCUAUUCUUGGCCGCUACGUACCACUGGUUUCCCAUCUCUAUAUGUACGAGGAGGUUGAGCGCCUGAUCGACGCCAGCCUGGCCGCGCGCCUCAAUGCCUACUGCCCCUACAGCAAGUUCCAAGUGGGAGCUGCUCUCCUCACCAAAGACGGCUCCACCAUCACAGGUUGCAACGUAGAGAACAUAUCCUACGGCCUCACUGUCUGUGCUGAGCGGACCGCCGUGUGUCGCGCAGUGGCCGAGGGUCAGAGGAAGUUCCGUGCCAUUGCCAUCACAGCAGAAAUGGGCAACCGGUUCGUGGGGCCGUGCGGGGCGUGCAGGCAGACUUUGGUAGAGUUCGGCCUGGACUGGGAGGUGUACUUGGCCACGCCUGACAAGCGGUACAUGAAGACCACGGUGGCCAAGCUGAUCCCAGACAGUUUCAGUCCCGAGUGGGUCACCUUGGGAGAGAGGCAGGAAGGGUAGGCAGCAGGACGCGCCGCCGCUGCUGACCCUGAAGCUGUAAUCCAUCAUUUUUUUAUCCUCAAACGUUUCAGCGAUUUAUAUAUUUGAACUCUGUUGAAAGUUAUUCUGGUUUUCAAGUGAGUUUUCGUGAUUCUAGUGAUAGUUUAACUAAGAUUCUACACAGUAAAGGGGAAGGGAGGGAAGGUAUCAUAGGAACUAAUGAGAAGUCUGUGUUUAAGAAUACGAGCCUGUAAAAUGUAAUGACAUCUGCUGGGGACUUGAUGGCCUUGACCCACUGAAGAUAUUCUCCAUGACUAUGAGACUGGUCCCGCUGUUACCCUAUCACUGGACGAGGAUACCAUUGACCAUUGUGAGCGGGUGAGCCUUAUCAGGUGUGAUGUGCAGCUGAUGAGUCACGUACACUUGCAGGGCACACUUGUGAAUAAUAAAGGCUCUUAUUAUAUUUUGUGAAAAAUUAAGAGAUGAGGAAAAUAAAAUGGUGCUCUGUAAUAGUUCACAGGCUACGUAAAUUAUAUAAAUUCUCAAAUAUGUAUCACUGGUAAGUAAAUGUUGUCAGCGGUGAAAAUGGGAGCAAGUUUAAGUAAUAUAACUAGAAGAAAAGCAAGGGAAGACUAGACCAGCUCAUGCGGUCAUUAUUCUUAUGUUUAUAGGAUAUAUUGCAGUUCAAACCACAAGAUGUCUGGUAUAUCAAUUUUUCUUUGGCUCUGCAUGUUCAAGACCUCUGUGUCACUUUCAAUUACUGCUUCUUGAGUGAUGGCUGUGGUGGAGCGACACACACACACACACACACACACACAUGAUUAUGACCUAUAGCUAUAAUCACAUUUAAUUACCUGUAUAGCAAUAGAGUUUGAAUAAAAUUCUGGAAAG
Scylla paramamosain (green mud crab) is the source of this 1684-nucleotide messenger RNA. Its product is annotated as cytidine deaminase-like. The record is from RefSeq and is a predicted model, not a curated record. Gene Ontology annotation, cellular component: cytosol. NCBI's taxonomy places the organism in Eukaryota, Metazoa, Arthropoda, Malacostraca, Decapoda, Portunidae. Gene Ontology annotation, molecular function: zinc ion binding; cytidine deaminase activity. The transcript is spliced from 2 exons. The coding region runs from base 392 to 814 and encodes 140 amino acids.